GUUUUCGGUCGUCCCGUAUGAGUAAUUUUUAAACCCUCAUAUUCCACAAUCCUUGGCUUUAUGGACCAAGAGGUCUGAGCCAGAAACGGAGAGAAGAAAAAAAAAAAAAAAAAAAACACUUUGGUAAACUUUCGCGCGCACGUGUAGUUCAACGAAAGUUUUCGUUCUUUUAUAAUUUAUGUAGAAUUUGCUAAAAAUAAAAUUAUUUUACAAUGGAUAAUAGUGAUUUGUUCCGUAAGCUUACCUGUGGCGUAAAAUUCUCUUCCAAAAAUAAUCCCUCGCUGCUAAAACGGAAGCACACGGGGUCUACCACAAAGACACCGUCGGAACCACCAGCCGAGGUCAAAUUGGAAAUCAAAGAGGAAGAUGACGAUUCGGACGAUAGCUCCGGUGCGGAGCAGGUUCCGCUGUUUCCGCACAGUCCGUUGGUCCUGAGCGAAGACGAUAUCAAGGAGGAAAUAAAAUCCGAGGAAGACGGCGAGGCUUACGAGGGUGAGGAUUCCGAAAGGAAACGUAUCCGGCUAAUGUCGCCGGAGAAGCGUGAGCGGUACCACCAGUUUAAGGUGAAUCGAUUGCGAAAUCUGCACCAGAUUAAGGUGAAGAAGGGACGGAAGGUAGCGGUUCCGGAUCCGCUCGAGCAGUUUCGGGAGCUGGCUGAGCGGUAUAAUGUGUCCAAUCAGUUGAUUAAGAACAUCGAAAGUUGUGGCUACAAGGCGCCUACGCCGGUGCAGAUGCAGGCGAUACCGGUCCUGCUGGAGGGUCAUCCGGUUCAUGCCUGUGCCCCGACCGGUUCGGGGAAAACGGCCGCUUUCCUGAUACCGAUCAUUCACCAUCUGAAGAAGCCGAUGAAGUGCGGCUUUCGGGCGCUGGUGGUGUGUCCGACGAGGGAGUUGGCCAAGCAGACCCAGCGCGAGUCGCUUCGGUUGUGCGAGGAGAUCAAUUUGAGGACGCACGUGAUUACGAAGGUGGAUGAACACACCACGGAUUAUGGGCUGGAAAGCAGGAAGCACUACGACAUCCUGGUGACGACACCGAACCGGAUCUGCUUCCUGGCCAAUCACAAUCCACCGCUGAUAGAUUUGAGCAACAUCCAGUACAUCGUGGUGGAUGAGGCCGACAAGUUGUUCGAAGAGUCGAAGAACAGUUUCCGGGAGCAGCUGGAUUCGAUUAUGGCCGCCUGUAGCAAUCCGUGCAAGGUGGUGGCCUUCUUCAGUGCCACGGUUACAAAAGAGGUUACAACCUGGGCCAGUGAGAAUAUGCCCAACAGAGUGCGAUUUUCGGUGGGAGUGGCCAACAUGGCGGUGGAUUUGGUGGAGCAGGAGCUGCUGUUCGUGGGAAGCGAAAGCGGCAAGUUGUUGGCCUUCCGGGAGAUGGUUCACAAGGGUUUGACGCCGCCGGUGCUGGUGUUUGUCCAGAGCAAGGAUCGAGCGCAGCAGUUGUUCACCGAGUUGAUCUACGACGGGUUGAAUGUGGAUGUCAUCCACGCGGAUCGGAGUCAAAAAGAACGGGACAAUGUGGUUAGGUCGUUCAGAGAGGGUAAGAUUUGGAUCCUGAUCUGUACGGAGCUGAUGAGCCGAGGAAUAGAUUUCAAGGGAGUGAACCUGGUGGUGAAUUAUGACUUCCCACCUUCCACGAUCAGUUACGUGCACAGGAUCGGCCGAACGGGUCGUGCCGGGAGACGCGGAAAGGCAGUGACCUAUUUCACCAAGGACGAUACAGUAAACCUGAGGUGCAUCGCCCAACUGAUCAAGCAAUCCGGGGGAUCUGUGCCGGAGUAUAUGCUAAAGCUUAGGAAAAGUUCCAAGCGGGAACGGAAGAAACUAGAACAAAAGGCUCCGAAGCGGGCAGCCAUUCGAACUUUACCGGCAUUCGAGAUGCAAGAGCGUGCCAAGAAGAAGAAGCUGAUCGCGCGGACCAAAGCGAAGAAGACGGGAAAAAUGCCCGUUCAGAACGGCCAUAGCAAGAACGGCCAAGCGAAGAGUCAAAAACAGAAAAAGGCGAAGUAAGGUAGGUUCUUUCAAUAAUAAAUUUAGCUCAUAGUUAUUCGUAA
Molecule: messenger RNA, 2050 nt
Organism: Aedes albopictus (Asian tiger mosquito)
Lineage: Eukaryota; Metazoa; Arthropoda; Insecta; Diptera; Culicidae
Gene: ais
Product: DEAD box protein 52 homolog
Exons: 3
Coding region: 213-2006 (597 amino acids)
Biological process (GO): maturation of SSU-rRNA
Molecular function (GO): ATP binding; RNA helicase activity; nucleic acid binding
Source: RefSeq, a predicted model, not a curated record